AUGAACGCAUACGAUGUAAACUUAAACUCCGAUCUAUAUUUUGAGGGGAGACUAGUGAGCGAUAUAGAUUUGAGUCCAAGGGAGUCUCAGAAGCAGCAACAAAUAUCCAAGACAGAAGAAAGCGUCAAAGAGAAGAUUAUCUUAUCUCAAGAGAAGAACAUACAGAGACUCAAUGAGCUUGUGCUAAGGCUUAGGGAACAGCUACAACAUUGCCGGAGUAGUAAUGAGACGAAGAACGGCACUCUUAGCUCAUUGACCGAAAAUGUUAUUGAGCUUCAGCGACAACAAAUUCUGGACGACUAA
Fraxinus pennsylvanica is the source of this 303-nucleotide messenger RNA. Lineage: Eukaryota; Viridiplantae; Streptophyta; Magnoliopsida; Lamiales; Oleaceae. The record is from the annotation of a GenBank genome assembly.